This is a messenger RNA of Penicillium griseofulvum, 2637 nucleotides long. RefSeq names its product SET and WW domain protein (gene set2). Gene Ontology annotation, molecular function: protein binding; histone H3K36 methyltransferase activity. The record is from RefSeq and is a predicted model, not a curated record. Gene Ontology annotation, cellular component: chromosome; nucleus; chromatin. The transcript has 4 exons. Gene Ontology annotation, biological process: regulation of DNA-templated transcription. The coding region runs from base 1 to 2637 and encodes 878 amino acids. NCBI's taxonomy places the organism in Eukaryota, Fungi, Ascomycota, Eurotiomycetes, Eurotiales, Aspergillaceae.
AUGUCUACCCAUGACCACGCGGACUCUAAGUCUCCCAUGGAGCACUCUCCGGUAAACGGUUUGAAAACCGACGCGCGUACCUCUUCUCGAUCACCUCUUCCGAAAAAGGAGUCCUCCCCCAACUCCGACGCAUCCGAUAUGAAGGAACACAUCGGCGACAUCGUCCUAAAACAGGAACCAGGUCAACCUCCAAAGCUGUCUCGCAGCUCAUCGCAAAACGUCGCGUCGCGACCUCCGCCGCUGUACACCCACCUACCAGAUAGCACCCAAGAUGCGCUUGCCACCUUCGAACAGAUCCCCGGCUGUAUCUACGCCAACAAAUAUAUGGGAUAUACCGAACAUGCCAUGGAAUGCGAUUGCGCUGAAGAGUGGGACCCGAAGAUUGGUCAAAACAUCGCGUGUGGCGAGGAUUCAGACUGUAUCAACCGUGCGACCAAGAUCGAAUGUACAGGCGACUGCGGCUGCGGCGCCGACUGUCAAAACCAACGAUUUCAAAAAAGACAGUUUGCACCGGUUUCCGUUAUCAAAACAGAAAAAAAAGGAUUCGGAUUGCGAGCGGAAAAGAACCUCGACCCAGGCGAAUUGAUUUACGAAUAUGUCGGUGAGGUCGUGGGAGAACAACAAUUUCGAAAGCGCAUGAGACAAUAUGAUGAGGAGGGCAUCAAACACUUUUACUUUAUGUCCUUGAACAAGGGUGAAUUUGUCGAUGCCACCAAGCGAGGCAACCUGGGACGAUUCUGCAACCAUUCGUGCAAUCCGAACUGCUAUGUUGACAAAUGGGUGGUGGGCGAGAAGUUACGUAUGGGAAUUUUCGCUGAACGCGCUGUUCAGGCCGGCGAGGAGCUGGUGUUCAACUACAAUGUUGACCGAUACGGUGCCGACCCCCAGCCCUGCUACUGCGGGGAGCCGAUGUGCACGGGAUUCAUCGGUGGACGCACUCAAACUGAACGUGCCACCAAGCUGUCGAAUGCGACUAUCGAGGCUCUUGGUAUUGAUGAGGCCGAUGGCUGGGAUACUGUGGUGGCGAAACGUCCGAAGAAGAAGAAGAUGGAAGAGGAUGACGAGGAAUAUGUGGACAGCGUACAGCCCAAGUCGCUGGAUGAGGACGGUGUGACCAAGGUCAUGGCAGCUCUUGUACAGUGCCAGGAGAAGUGGAUCGCGGUCAAACUGCUAGGCCGUAUCCAGCGCUGUGACGAUGAACGCGUUCGCAAUCGCGUGGUCAGAAUGCACGGAUACCAGAUCCUAAACUCCCAGCUUGCUCAAUGGAAGGAAGACCAAAACGUGGUGCUGCAGAUCAUGAACAUCCUCGAUGGGUUCCCACGACUCACCCGAAACAAGAUCCAGGACUCCAAGAUUGAAGCAAACAUUCGACCGUUGACGACCUGUGAUGAUGAGCGUGUCGCGAAGAAAGCAGCCGCCCUUCUCGAGAGCUGGGCUGGUCUGGAAGUCGCCUACCGAAUCCCACGCAUGAAACGCGGCAAGGAUGCGAAGCAGGCCGUGAACCAGUUUGAGCGCCGCGAAACUGGACAAGAGCAGCGCCAGCGAUCCCUUACCCGCUCUCCAUCUCCUAUGUACGAUGCUCCUCGGGGACCAGCGCAGCAACGAAGAGACCGAGGUCCUCAGCGGUCUAGACAACCCAACCGUCGUGGUCCUCGGCCAUUGCCUGAGGGAUGGUAUACUGCGGAAGCGGAGGGUCGUGUUUACUACUACUCUGCAUCAGGCAAAACGACAUGGGAGCGGCCAACCCAGCCUGCUACUCCUGCUACCCCUGCGCCGGGCCAGUCAGCAAAGAACCAACAGAACUUGGCGUUGCAGAGUAUCAUUGACGGAAUUAUGAACACCCAGGAUGACACACCCUCUGAUCACCGAACUGAUACACCCGUGACUCCUCAGCCUUCCGCCGAUCAGCCGGAGAGAAAGCACAAAGAAGAGAAGUGGAGGAAGCUUCCGUUGGAGAAACAGAAGAGAAUCUACGAGAACACUCUUUUCCCGCAUAUCAAGCCCAUAGUAGAUCAAUAUAAGCACAAGAUCCCUGACCAUCACUUGAAACGAUUUGCUAAGGAGACUGCGAAGAAGCUUGUUGAAAGCGAUUACAAAAACAAUCGCGUCGCGGAUCCUACAGCGAAGAUCUCAACAAAGCACCAGCAAACCAUCAAAAACUACUGCAAGACCUUCUUCCGCAAGGCCGCAGCCAAAUACGUGGAUCGGGAGAAGCACGGGGGCGAGAAGUCCCAGGACGCCACCCCAAACCCCGCAACCGAGACUCCUAGCAGAGCUGAUGAUGAAGCUACUGCGGGUGCACCUGCGAGUGCACCUGCGAGUUCUCCCCUGGAAGACGAUGACGCCGCAUCGCUGAAGCGCAAGCGAAACGGAAUCCUACAUGUCGACGGUGCUGAAGAUGGAGCCAGUUCUCCCUCCAAACGACAAAAAUCCACUCCUCCACCACCCCCUCCUCCGCCUCCUCCAGCAGAUCGACCUGAAGAUGACGCCGACGGUGACACCAACAUGGGAAAUAUCGAGGACCGUUCGCCUCCGAAAGACGACUCCAGCGCUGGAGUGGACGACAAUAUGGAGAUAGAAGCGGGAAAUGAGCCACAAACGAAGCAACCUCCGAUCAGUAUCGAGGGACGGGAGUAG